This is a messenger RNA of Saprolegnia parasitica CBS 223.65, 708 nucleotides long. RefSeq lists its product as hypothetical. Lineage: Eukaryota; Oomycota; Saprolegniomycetes; Saprolegniales; Saprolegniaceae. Bases 37 to 708 code for a protein of 223 amino acids. The transcript has a single exon. The record is from RefSeq and is a predicted model, not a curated record.
CGCAACCACCACAGCAACCAGAAGAUAACAACAAUCAUGGUCGGACUGCUCUCGACGAUGGUGAUGACGCUCGCGACGACUGCAUUUGCCCAGAUGGGCGGCUGGGCGCCCGUGACCGACCCGAGUGUCCAGACGGCGCUCACGGCCAUUGUCUCCGACCCCGCCAACUACCCCAAUACCACCACGCGUCUCUGCGCCACCGACGUGGCGUGGGCCACACAGCAAGUCGUUGCUGGCGUCCAGUACCACGUUGGCGUCCACGGGUGCGCGACGACCGCGACCUCCAACUGCUCGUGCAAUGGCCAGCGCCACGCGUAUAUGGUGACGGUGCUCGAGGCCAUCAACGAGCCCGUGCGCAUCACAGACGUUGUGUCCACUGUCGAGACGGGUCUUGUUGGCGGCGUCACGGCGCCGGCCCCCGCGACGGCGGACGACAAGCUGCUGUACGUGCGCGCCGUGACCAAGGACGCCAACUUUGCGUCGGCGAGCGUGCCCCGUGUGUGCCCCGUGCAGUUUGUGUCCGUGGCCAAGCAGGUCGUGAGCGGCAUCAAGUACAUUUUUAUCGUGCGGGGCUGUCCUCUCGUGCCCGCGGGUCCGCUCAACAAUGUAUUUGACUGCGCGUGCGAGGCGCCCAAGACGUACCGCGUCGAGAUCUACGAAGAUGCGACGCGCCGCAUUCAGGUCACAAAGGCCGUCGUGCAGACCUAA